Messenger RNA from Bolinopsis microptera, 2435 nucleotides. RefSeq names its product caspase-3-like. Gene Ontology annotation, molecular function: cysteine-type endopeptidase activity. Lineage: Eukaryota; Metazoa; Ctenophora; Tentaculata; Lobata; Bolinopsidae. Bases 4 to 1323 code for a protein of 439 amino acids. The record is from RefSeq and is a predicted model, not a curated record. Gene Ontology annotation, biological process: proteolysis. The transcript has 12 exons.
AUCAUGGCCUCUGCUGCUGUUGAUGAAUUGGCUAUUAACAUCGAUAGUUUGGACUUGGAGGACAAAUUGAAGUGGCUCAAAGAGAUUCUGGAAAAUGGUCGAGAGAGAUUUGGACAACUGGAUGGAAUUGACAAUCUUGCUAAUUUUAUUGAUAAACUUUCAGAAGAAAAAAUAAUAUCUGGCUUCAACAAGAAAAACUUGGACAAGUUGAAGGAACAAUCAGAGAUCGUAGAAGAGCUACACAGGAUACUACCCACUAAAGGAUGGGAUAACUUCAAGAAGGCUCGCGACAUUCUGUACGAGAUAUAUCCACAGUUCAAGGAUGAGGGUAUAUGGGAUGAAAACAAAGUGGACGAUCUACCAGUGCUCUCGAUAAAGUACAGUUCAGUCAUCGAGGAAACACAGGCAGUUGAACACGACGGAGCUGCCGCCACUACUGCUGAUGAUGAGGCUGACGUUGACGGUAUGUUCUCCAGCACUUCUCGUGUCCCUGCACAAUCCAAAUCAGCACCAAUUCAAAGGUCUGAUUUCUCAGCGCUACCAUCCUACAGUAUGACUAACAGAAGACACAAAGGAAUUUGUCUGAUAAUUAAUAACGAGGUCUAUGAUAAAGCCAGAGCAUAUCAUAAAGAUUUCAAAGACAGACGAGGUUCCAGUAAAGAUGCUGAUUCUGUCAAGGAACUGUUUGGUAAGCUCGGCUUUUACGUGGAGUCCCAGAAAAAUCUCACAAAGGCUAAGAUGGACAAGCUGAUCGACAUGAUGGUGAAUUUCCAAGGACUCAACACUUACAGUUGUUUUGUAGCAGUGUUUCUGUCUCAUGGGGAGAAUGAGUGUUUGAACUGUGUAGAUGGUCAGGAUAAAAAGAUAGAUGAUAUCAUAAACGCGUUCAAAGGAGACAACUGCCCAGCAUUAAAUGGCAUACCAAAAUGGUUUAUUAUACAAGCCUGUCGUGGUAAAGAUUUCAACUAUGAGGUGUCAAUACAACACGAUGCCCCCGGUGAUGAAGGACACGACGUAGAGCGACAAUCAGACAAACCAAUCAGCAUCCCGGCCUGCGCUGACUUUUACAUUUCAUACGCAACCGCCCCAGGGUACUUCAGUUAUCGUAACACUCGCACGGGUAGCUGGUUUAUUCAGUGUCUCGUGGAAGUACUUGCCAAGUACAACUGGUGUGAGGAUGUUAACACUAUGAUGACGAGAGUUAAUAGAAAAGUCGCUCUAGGGUUUCACCACAAAAUAGAGGGGGAGUAUGUGCGGCAAAUGCCGUACCACGUCAACAUGUUAACAGGGUCCCUGUUCCUCCAUCCCACGUACACAGCAUAGCCGCCAAGUUACUAUUCAUUCCGUAACAUCAACGAGGGCUCCUGGUUUAUCAACGACCUCUGUAAAGUGCUGAAGAUGUACGCACAGAAAGAGGACGUGAACACCAUGAUGACGCGCGUCAACAGGAACGUGGCGCUGGGACGGGUUGUGGGCUCCGAGUAUGGGCACCGUCGUCAGAUGCCGUGCCAUGUGAACAUGUUAACCAGUGCGCUGUACCUGUGCGGGGUUCGGCAGUCUCAGAUCUAGAGAUCAGUUUCACGUGAUGGCAUUGGAUUGUCACGUGACAUCAUUGGAUUGUCACGUGACGUCAUUAGAAUGUGACGUCAUGUAAGGACUCAUUACCGUGAGUUUGAGGUUGAAACUCUGUGAUAGAAAAGAUCAAUUGGUAUCAGUUUGGCAUGUUUGCAUGGAACUUAAAUAAUAUUGGCGAUGCGAACUCUUUUGGAUAACUUAUAUACAUUUUUAAUGGACUUCCUCUGAGACAAUAAUUCUUGGUGCAAUCAAGAUAAAAUCAUAUUACAUUUUUACCUCUUCAACAUGUUUCUUAAUAUAAUAAGGUUAGGAUACUAGAUUACACUAGUUAUCUACGGAUUUCUUGCUUUAUUUCAUUGUGCACUUGUGCAUGUGGUUUUUAAAUGAUGAUUGUUUACAUUAAUAAUGAAAUGUUCGAGAAAAACAGUUGUUUAAGUUUGUGUUAGUUGUAAUAUUUUUAGUUUUAUUUGAUAACGAAUCUGUUUGACCAGUGGCUAUCAAUUCCGUAUAAUUUAGACUUUUAUAGUGCUUUUGCAAUUCAUCCGCUAGUUAAAGCAGUAAUACAUCGGCACGUUUGAUAAAUACAGUUAAACUGAAUAUGUGAGCGUAAGGAUAUUUAAAUCCUUAGCAUGAUAGUGCCAAUAUAUUUGUAUUGGCACUGAUUUGUUAAAAUAAGAGAAAUGGUAGUACUUUGAUAAUAUGCGAUAUAAGCUGGAGAAAGACGUAAACUUUUCAUCGGCACAAUUUUAUUAAUAUAAGCGGAAUGGUCUUACAUAGAUAAUGGGUUAUCGAAUUUAUUAAAAUGUUGUGUUAUUGACAACCGUUUCAUUAAUUGAACUAAUGUAAAGUUUAUCUCAUAA